Molecule: messenger RNA, 3228 nt
Organism: Tachysurus vachellii
Lineage: Eukaryota; Metazoa; Chordata; Actinopteri; Siluriformes; Bagridae
Product: matrin-3-like
Exons: 20
Coding region: 262-2985 (907 amino acids)
Cellular component (GO): nucleus
Molecular function (GO): nucleic acid binding; zinc ion binding
Source: RefSeq, a predicted model, not a curated record
CAUGUUCCAUUUUCUUCUGCGGGCAGAAAUUUUAUUAGUCCUCCUGCUAAGCUGAAUUUACUAAAUUCAACAAAAGAAUCCCCGUGUGAAUUACGUCAGACAUGAUUGAAUAAUGCACCAUUUGAAUGAAUGUGUCUCACUGAUGCUUGGAGGUAAAUGAUUCAAAUUGACCAACAUCUACUCCUCUUCCUUGAAAAACGCUCUUGCUGAUCAGCUGCUUUCUCUAUAUUUUUGUCAUUUGGAAAUCUCAAACCCUGCAACAUGUCUCAGAAAUACCCCUACACAAACAGGGGGGAUGACUUUCUGUCACAUCAAGACAUGUAUGCAAACUCGUACCGGAGACAAUCCAACACACACCGCCCAAGCGUUAGAUCCUCGUCUCAGGAGCAAACACGCUCUACAACGUCUUCCAUCAGAACUGUAGACUCUCCUGUUCACGUACCUGGGAAGGCUUUGUCAUUUCUUCACAGCUGUGGCCUGGACUCUAGUGACAUUGCCCACCUUGCAGAGAUUCCUGAGCAUCUCUUCACAGUUGAGACCCUUUCCAGCCUGCUUUUACAGAUCAAAGAACGGAAAUUGUCCAGCACGUCAUCAUCUAGGCCCAGCACAAGUCUGACUUUUGACAAUAGCUCGACUAAUGCCUGGGAGGGUGGCAGCCACAACACAACUGUUGAGUAUCCAAUUGAUCGACCUGCACUUCCAGUGUACCCUCUUCCUCCAGAGCAAGUUCAACCCUGGCAAGACCGCUGGGGGAAUCCCAGACAAAAGGCCAGCAGUAAAAGCAGUAGUGGUCCAGAUUACAGUGUCUCCAAGGACACCAACAGAUAUCACAAUACCAUACAAUCACCAGAGGCCUCAUCACGCUCUUUUGUUGAUUCCAGACCAAGACCUUUGCUUUCUUUGAAAUUAGAGCCUCCUGUUGUCGGGCCUUCUAGAAAGGAGGCCUCAGACUUUGAUUGCAAAAUUCCCCCAGCUUUUCCUCAUGUGUGUCGUCUCUGUGACAUUUCUGUCCGUUCUACAAAGGACUGGUUUUCUCAUGUUCGAGGUAAUCAGCAUGUUAGAAGUCAGCUUGAACUUCUGAAAAAGUACCCAAAGUGGGCACAGACGGUUGAUUUUGAAAAAAGGACUGAAAGCUCUGAAGUUUACAAAGUGCCAACUAGGACAGAGGCCUCAGACUUCAAUGGCGUCGUUCCCCCAGUUUUUCCUUACUUGUGUGUUCUCUGCAACAUCACUGUCUUUUCUGAAAAGGACUGGUCUGCACAUGUUACAGGUGGUCAGCAUGCUCAGAGCCAGCUUGACCUUAUGGCAAAGUACCCAGAGUGGGACGGGACUGUUAAAUCUUCUAGAAGACCUGAUGGCUACAACCCUACUGGUAUUAGUGGUGGGACCUCAAAAGAAAAUACUUCAGACAUGAAGAUGCCAGAGGAGAAAAAUGAACUGUGUUCUCGAGUUUUGAGCUUCACACCAUUACCUGUUGGAGAUGGCAUCACUGCAGAGUUGACAGCCAUUGCUAAACGUUUUGGAUCUGUCAAAAAAUCCUUGUUUCUACCAAACCGGGGUUAUGUAGAAAUGACUUGUUUAGCAGAAGCCAAGAAAGUGGUUGAGCACUACUCAGCCAAUCAACUGAAAUUGAAAGGAAAAUUAAUUCAGGUCGCCUACUCUUAUGAAUAUAAUUCACUAAGGCAAGCAGAGGUUAAUGACAAACCACAAUCCAGGCGCUCUCACACCCAAAAGACAUUUAGCCCAGACAACAUUCAACAGGACUCUCCUAGUCCUAGGAGAAGACGUUCGUCAGAGAAGACCCACUGUAGCCCUAAAAGAAGACACUCGUCAGAUAGAACUCGCUGUAGCCCCAAACGACAACACUCAUCAGAGACGACUCAUUCUAGCCCUAAGAGAAGACGCUCAUCAGAGAAGACCCACUCUUCUAGGAGUCACCAAGUAAAAGACGGAGAAGAUUCUCAAAAAUCCAAGGAGAACACUAGAACAUCCUCAAACCCUACUGUUAAAGCUGAAACUGACCGUGACCUUGAAGGGUUUGAAGUAAUAGCAGGUGAAGGUGAAGAACUGGUGCAUGCUAUUGAUGAUUAUGAGCCUACAACAAGUAACCCGGACAAUUUACCAUCAGAACCAAUGGAUGUUACAGACAUUCAUACAAAGGAAGAAUUAAACACUGGAGAAAAUUCUCCACAUUCUGAUACAUCAGAGACAUCAAACUGUCUGAAGGAGGGCCAAAAGUUACACCAACAUAAAGAACAGGAAAUAAAGGAGGAGGACCAUGACUUCCCUAAAAUUCUUGAAAACUGUGUGACCUUAGAUGAAUUAAUGGAAGAAGAUUCUUCAGAUUGUCAAGAAUCAAAUGAAGGAAAGGCCUUAAUACCCAAAACGGAAACCUUCAGCAAUGUCCUUGAGGUUAGAAAUCUACCAAGUGCUAAAGACUAUAUAGAAGAGGAACCCCAAACCAUAAACAUUACCAAGGAGAAGCCUACUGAGGAAAAAGCUUUGAGUCUCCCACAGAAGGAGGGGGUGAAGGUUAAAGCUGAGUUUUGUGAGAACACGGAUGAAUUCAACAAAGAGCACACAAAGAGAAACAACACAGAUACAAAAGAAUCUCAAAAUGCGGAGCUCAAAACAGUGAAGGUUGAGAGUAACAUCAAUGGUCCUCCUACUGCGUCUUCAUCUGUUGCAUCCUCUGCUGAUGUGUCUGAGAAGAGACAAGAGCCGACUAAAGCCUCCACACCGCCAACUGGGUCGGUCAGAAAGCUUGAAACCACUACAGAUGUUCUUGGUCCAUACGAGCCAAAUGUCCCAGUGGGUGUGGAGUUUCUGAAAAUGGGCUACUACUGUAGAGUCUGCUUCCUUUUUUACUCCAAUGAAGACAAUGCCAAAAAGGUUCACUGCAGUAGCCAGGCACACUACGAGAAACUCAAGAGACAAUUGGAAAAGGAGAAGACCAAAGCACAGAGUAAUCGUAAGAAAAACUGAAUACGAAGGAGUGUGAUUGGUCCUGUACAGUAUAUGGGUGUGCAUUGUUUGAUAAGCCUCUCCUUUCAGAGGAUUGAUUUUGGUGUCAUUUUAGGUUCAUUCUGUCAUUUACUCAUUUAUUGAUUCUCUUACCUGCUUAUUAGAAAUGUUCUCUAUUCUCAGUAUAAGAUCAGAACCUUUUUAGGACUGAUUGCUUGGUGUGAUUUUUUGUUGUGUUCAGCAUUAAAACAUUCCUCACACUGA